Molecule: messenger RNA, 2413 nt
Organism: Salvelinus namaycush (lake trout)
Lineage: Eukaryota; Metazoa; Chordata; Actinopteri; Salmoniformes; Salmonidae
Product: CXXC-type zinc finger protein 5-like
Exons: 3
Coding region: 1046-1894 (282 amino acids)
Cellular component (GO): nucleus
Molecular function (GO): methyl-CpG binding; zinc ion binding
Source: RefSeq, a predicted model, not a curated record
AUUUUACCCACUUAUACAAUGCAAUAUUUUCUCUAGCCGCUGGGAGCUGCUCGCUCCACUAGCAGGCGUGAGGAUUACGCAGCCCCCUCUCCAUUUUACUGUUGCCCAGGCCACACUACGCGCACACACACUCAGCCUCACACCACAACUGGAUGUGUGCCAAACAGGACUCUCACAAGAGGUGGAGUGGACUUUCCGGUGCGCCUCUAAAUUGGCCCAUCUCCCCUGAUGGCGACUACCCUGUUUGAUACAGUCCGGCUUCCAACACCAUGACAUUGCAAGGAACAUACACAACAUACAAUCACUCACCUGUCAGUCUGAUGAAUUUCAUUCAUAACAAAAAGUGAUUCCUCAAACAGCCUUUUCCAAUUUCUUAACAGUGAUCUAUUUCAAUCAAUAGUUAUUGUAGGCAUAAGAAAACAUCUGUCAUCAAUUUUAUUUAAAAAAGAAUGACCACUUUGGCGUUAUCUGUCUAUCUCUAUGCUUUUGUAACAUUUUAUAUGACGACACAGAAAUGAAAUGAACACAGGAAUUCGCUGUUCGGACAUAUUGUGGUCAUGGGGUCAUUUUCUGCGUCUCGCGACCAUGACUCCAGUUCGCUUUUUGUGUGACGCCCCCCAAAUCUAUGAAGAGUGUUUGCGUGUUCCGCUCAGCGAGUGGCGGGGACGAGGAGGUGGGAAUGCGAGACGGUAAAGGCGAAGGACCUAUGCAGCCACCGAACUGGACAACUGGUUUACGGCUCCGUUUUCUCGGUUGAUCACUGUAGAUAAAGAUUGGAUGUGUCUAAUAGUUGACAAUUUCUUAGGAUUUUUUUCUGUCUCCCUUUAUUUAUUCCAAUAUUCGUGGAAGACACCACGAACAAACCACUGGACAGUGGGGCUCUGGUCAGCUCGCAUCGCAUUGCUCCACAUGGUAUAAAGGUAUCAGAGAGGAUCAUGGGAAUAUAACAGCUGUCAGUGUGUUGUGAUUGGCUAACUGACAGCUGGACUGUUGUCACUGUUCUUACCUUGGCAUUACCCCACCACCUCCCCACCCCCCACCCAGUAUGGCAGAUACCCUGGACAUCUCUGGCCCUUCCUCUCCGGAACAGCAGAGAGCCAAUAGGAUCCUCAGUGAGCCGCUAAGACGAAGCCUGAAGCGCUCUCAUCCCUGCUCCCUCUCAGAGUAUCUCAACAACACCAACAGAAUAGCCCACCACCAUAGUAGCUCCAGUAGUACGGAUAUCAGGGGCUUCCUCCACCCCACCGCAGCCCAGCACAGGCCCAACCAGCCCAGGCAGCCCAAGCCUCACCGGGCCCCCUCCUCCAACAUAGACCUCUGGGACUCCCCCAGUGGGCUUCACUUGGCUCAUGCUGCAGAGCUGCUGAUGAGGGCUGGGGCCUUGACACUGACCCCCACACCCAAAGACCAGGGCCCUCUGGGCGGGCUGGGGGCUGGGGAGGCUGGGGGGGAUGGGGAGGAGGUGGAAGGUGGGUCCAGGGUUGAAGGGGACAACAUGGGUUGUGUGACAGACUUCCUGCCACUGCUAGGCUGCUCCUGGUUCUCCUUGAACCCAGGCCUGUUUGCUCUGACAGCAGGAGGAGGGGGAUUCCUGACUGGUGGUGGAGGGUCAAUGGGAAUGGCUGGCGUUGGGGAGGGUGUGGAGGGGCUGCGAGGUGAGAGCUCGUCCCCUGGCGGCGGGGGAGGAGCUGGGAGAAGGAAGAGGAAGCGAUGCGGAGAGUGUGUGCCAUGUCGACGGAUGGGGAACUGUGAAGAGUGCAGUGCCUGCCGCAACCGCAAGACCGGACACCAGAUCUGCAAGUACAGGAAGUGUGAGCAGCUGAAGAAGAAGGCAGCCACUGGGUUAGAGAAGAUGGUGUUUCCGUCAGGAGCAGCGUUUCCAUGGCUACAAUAGGAUUCCACCUAUCUCUCCCAAAGAACUGCCAGUCAAAUUAAAUUGACUCCGCCCAUUUGGAAUGUGAUCAUGGACACUCUGGACGUACAAACGUACAAAGUCAAUUCAGGUGGCCUUGUUGGAUUGGCUUGGAGAGUACAGUAUCUUCGACAAUCAAAAACAUGAAGAUGAAAACUCAAUGAAGAAAAGAGAAGUCAUACCAAUGGAUUUACAUAUUGUUGAGCCCAAAAUGAACCACCUCAUUAACCACAGAGUAUUGUUUAUUCAUUGAAAAUGUAAUUCCUUUUUAUACUCCAUUUUGGAACAUUUUGUCAUCGAAGCUUCUGACCUGGACGUUUCCAUAUAAGCCAAACCAAGAAGGACAGACGUGGUCAUAAUAUGAUGUUUAUGUUUGUUUUUCUAUUCAUGUCACAGUUAAUAAAAUGAUGAGUAGUAGAUGUACUUAAGUCCUGAUUAGUGUCUAGUUCUUACACCUCUAUGGUCUGCCUUCUGAAUAAAGACAAGGAAACUGCCUGUCUA